AUGCCAUCUUCUCGUUCUCUUCUCUCUUUUUCUUUCUUUAUUUUUUCUUUCUUUAUUUUCCUUCCAUUAUUUGUUUCUUUUCCUUUCUUUCUUUUUCUUUCUUUCUUUCUUUCUCAAUUUUUUCUUUCUUUCUUUAUUUUUCUUCCGUUAUUUGUUUCUUUUCCUUUCUUUCUUUCUUUCUUUUUCUUUCUUUCUUUCUUUCUUUAUUUAUUUCUUUUGCUUUCUUUAUUUGUUUCUUUUCCUUCCUUCCUUCCUUCCUUCCUUCCUUCCUUUGCUUCUUUGCUUUUUUCUUUCUUUUCCUUUCUUUCUUUCUUUCUUUCUUUGUUUACUUGUUUCUUUCCUUUCAUUUCUUUCUUCCUCCUUUUCUUUCUUUCUUUUCCUUUCUUAAAUUCUCUUCCUUUCUUUCUUUCUUUUUUUGUUUCCUUGUUUCUUUCCUUUCAUUUCUUUCUUCCUAGUUUUCUUUCUUUUCCUUUCUUUCUUUCAUUCUUUCUUUCUUUCUUUUUCUUUCUUAAAUUAUUUUCCUUUCUUUCUUUCUUUCUUUCUUUUCACUCAUACUUUAUUUUUUCUACUCUCCUUAUAUCCACAAGUUUGAAAGUCUUCAGAAGUAAUUCUUUCCUUUUCACUUCGCCAAUCCCCUUUCACGAAUUUUCUUUCUCUCAUUUUUAUACUGCGACCUUCUUUCGCCGAUUUUUUUUUACCACUCAUUCCUCGCCAUUUCUUUCCUUCUCCUCUGUGGCCAUUGCAAAAACCGUGUGA
This is a messenger RNA of Acanthosepion pharaonis, 756 nucleotides long. NCBI's taxonomy places the organism in Eukaryota, Metazoa, Mollusca, Cephalopoda, Sepiida, Sepiidae. The record is from the annotation of a GenBank genome assembly.